Messenger RNA from Moneuplotes crassus, 3650 nucleotides. The record is from the annotation of a GenBank genome assembly. NCBI's taxonomy places the organism in Eukaryota, Ciliophora, Spirotrichea, Euplotida, Euplotidae.
GCUUUAUUGAGUUAACAUAAAAUUAACAAAGAGGGUGAAAUAAUAAUGUCAGAUAACUUUAAAGUCAACCUUGAAUGACUUGCACUUAACCAGAGGAACAAGAAUAAGGAUACAAAAACCACUGGGGUCAAGAAGAAGCAGGGAAAGAUCAAAAUACUUCCCAAAAACCCUAAUAUGUUCAAUAACCAUAAAACUCACAGCAAGAAAAUAAAAUCUAUCCUAGGUAAGGAGAGGUGUAAUUUUUAAUAGAUUUCGCGAAGAAGAAUCGAAAUGUAAUCUUAUUAUAAUUUUUAGAGUUUUGGUGAAAUUCCGCCUGCGCAUCAGAGUCUUCAAGAGAUACGGAGUAAAUCAUUUUUCAUCAAAACUGCCCCAAAUUGAUCCGAGUUUAAAGAAAAAGCUAAGCAAAAGUACUGAGAAGGCUAGGUUUGAGACUCUGAAUCCUUUUCAAAUCAAGAACUCUAACUUGAGAGUGAUCUUAAAUAAACUAAAAGAAACUAGCGAUCUCCAUAAUAGCUUUAUCACAAAGGUUAUCAAUAAACCAAGCAUUGCAAGUGAUAUUGUAACUGCCGAUAUCGGCUAUGAUCCUCGUCAAAAUGUCAAAAUUUUAGAAAUCCUUUACGAGAAAUUCCUACAAGCUAAACAGAUCUUGAAAGGAGAGGCUCCCAAACCCAAGAUCACCACCACCCCUCUUCCUGACCGCCCUCGAACUCAGACUGAACACCUCCUUAAUAAAUCUCUGCAGAAGCCACCCACCAACGGUAAGCUAGGAAUAUGGUUUACAGGCACAGGAAUAAAAUUUGACCGAGGUUUAAGAUUUUUCUGAUUUUUGGAAUUUUUAAUUGGGGAUUUUAGGAAGGAAAGGAAGGAAGUCGGAUUUGGAAGGAAUUUUGGAGCAGAAGGAGGUGGACCAGGUACGGAAGGAGAUAAAGGAAGGGGUGAAGGAAGAAGACCUGCAUGAGCUCAUUUCUACAUGAAUGCGAGAAAAGGAGUUGAUAACCUGAAAACCGUUGACUAUCAGAAAGGCUUGGUCUCUAAAUUAAAGAAAGAAAGAGAUGAAUACAAUCAAAGUAUUGUUGAGAUACUUCAUCAACAGAUUAGUAAGAAGACAUUUGAAAAUUUCCAUUGUUGUCUUGAAUAUUUUGGAGGGUUCUCAUUGAAGAACUAUAAUCUUGCCACUGCCCAUGUUAUCAUGGUAGAGCUCAUUAGAGAGCUAUCUCUAGAAUGAAAGGAGAGAGGAGACUUUUUUGCCAAAAUAAUAGAAGCUCAUAAACUGGAACUUCUUUCACUUGUAAAAGAUCUAGUUGAUACUUAUGAUGACAAGUUACACAAAUUAUCAGCUGAUUUUAAGGAUGCAAUUGAAAGAUGAGACGAACUCGAGCGCAUCAACGCCAAUCAUUUAAACACUAUCAUUGACCAAAAUGCUAAGAUUCUCAUAUCGGAUGAGAAGCUAACUGCCACUCAAGAUGUGCUUAAAUAAGGAGGCUCAACACUCUGUUUUACUAGAGGAGAGAUGGAAAGAUCACAAUCAAAUUCUAUCAAAUUUCCUAUCCAAUUUUGAAAAAUCAUCUGAUAAGCAGAAAUUUAUUUAUACAGAUAUCCAGAGCGAAGAAGCCAAAAUCACUCCCAAUAAAGAAAGAGCAGUCAUGAGUGAAAUGAGUCAAAAAUCUCUAGAAAUCAUGAAGAAUAUAAUCAAAUGUCUCAGGCAAAAGACUCCUAAAGAAGAAGAGUUUGAGAGAGUCCGUAUCGAAAACAAGAAAUUUAGCGAACAAAUUGCGAAAAAUCUCCUUGAAUUGAAAUCAAAAGACGAGAUUAUUCAUACUUCCAAUGCGACAGUUGAGAAGCUUGAUUCUGAAAACGAGGAAUUGAGAGAUAAGUGGCAAGAACUUAGAGAAACCUGCUCUAAGCAAAAGCUUGAGAUCAAGAAACUCAGAAAAGAGAUUUAUAACUUACAAAACAAGCCAGUCGUCAGUGAGGGAAUUCAAUGCAAUAUUUUAAAGAAAGAGGACGCUGAUGCCUGUGAGCAUGAUACUCAGUUCGAAGAUUUAGGAAUAUAUUCACAUAAUAAAAGGUUUACACUGAGGAAGCCCAUAAAGAAGAAAGCUUUUUCAAAUGCUGAGAAACAUUUGGCUAAGCUAAGAUCAGCAAUUAAGAUGAUGAGCAUUGUGAAGCAGAAUCCUAAAACUAUAAAUAAGCCUAAAAUUGACCCAGAAGAUCCUAGACAGAUCUAUAACAAGAUUAAGGUGAUGAAAGAGGAACAGAUGAAGGGAAAGAAAGAUUUUAAGUCAAUGGAAGUUAGAGGAUCCAAGAAAUGUCUUGAAAUAAUAGCUAACUUUAUACAAGGUGUUGCUGAGAAUACAGAGUUUGAAGUCUCAGUUCCCAAAUUAUUCUAUGAAUUUGUGAACAAGAAAUUUGGAUACGACAAUAGUGUACCAAAGUACUAUGAAAACUAUCUUUAUUCUUUGAAACUGAACCAGAGGAAGGAUCAUAGGCUAGAGUUAAUGGCAAAGUUCUUAGGUCUCUCUCAAUUGAAUCUUCCGAGGCUAUGAUUCAAGCAUUAUAUAAUGCUGCUGAAUAACUCAGGGUAUAAUAUUCAAGAGAUAUAUAACAAGGAUUAUCUGAAGUUUGAGGUUCCUUUUCAUACCCUAGCAGGAUUUUGUAAAUAAGAUCUUGACUAAGAGAGAGGAUUCAAUCUAUGAACAUGCCUAUGAAUCCAUGAAGGAGUAUUGUAUAGUCAAGACAGAUGUACAGAGGAUUAAGAAUAAUUUUGAUCUUACUUUGUACCAGAUUUAUAAGGCAGUGUAUGAUAAGAUGAUCCAAACUGCAGCUCUAAGUGUCAAUCAAUUUUUUAAGAUCCCUUUUGACAACCAGCCCGAGAUCGAACUGGACAAAUUAGUGAUAUUUCUCAAGAAUAAGCUUGAACUGCCUUAUAAAAAACAGCAGAUCAGUGAGAUGGUCAGUCUUUUCUACACAUCAGAAGACUCAACUAAAGAAGUCAUAAAGCUGAAGGACAUAACACAUAUCUACUGAGAGCUGGUAGAGGUGACUAUUCCUUUCUACAAUUAUAUUAAAAUUGGCAUAAAUGCCUCUAUUGAGUUAGACAACUCAGUAAAUAUUUCCUUAGAAAGGAUCUACAACCAUUAUUCUCACCCUGUUGGUGAGGAGAAGAAUGGGCAUAAUAUCUGGGGUAUCGGCAGACUCGGCUGGAGCAACAUCACGAAAGAUGCCCUUUGAAGAAUAAAUGAUAUCAACCUUGAAGUAAUGUUUAAUGAGAAAAUCAAGGAAAAUAAGAAGAAAUAUCUUGAUAUUGACGCUUUUGUGGAACUUGUGAAGGAGGAAAAUAUUAUCAAAGAUGUUGCUUAUUUUGAUAGGAAAACUACAGUAGACCUUCCUAAGAUUGCUCUCGGUCCUAAUUUUGAUAUAAUAAAUGAGACAAAAAGUAAUGGCUCUAGGAACUCAGUAUCGAGUAAGAAGUCGUUGAAUUUGAGUAAAAAGUCCUCAGUUUCUUCAAUCUCUCAAAAGACCCUAGAUAAAAAGCGAGCUUCUAGGGUUGUCUACAAGAAGGUCGGUGGGUUUGCAAAAUCUAAGAAAAGAAAAGCUCUUGAACUUGAAGAAGAUCUCUAAUUUCCUUUUAGUUUUAAAUUGUAUAAAAA